UAUCAAAGGGAGGGAAGCGAACGUGGAAGGAAUCAGUUGGCCUUUCUCAGCACAACACAAGACCCGUACACGCGCGCCCGGAACAGCAGUAGUGACGGGGUAAAGGUGCCGAUCAAAUUUCUCCGAUUUCGAUAAGGCCACAGAACGUUGGCUAGCUGGGGAUAUAUAUUUUCCUUCGGACGAAGAACCCAGAGUGCACGUGUGUGUGCUUUUCUCGGAGCAAGUCUCGCUGCUUCUUGGUGAGCGAGAUCGACACGCACCUGGCAACAGAGGUCUCACAUCCAGGGUUUCUGAAGGGAGUAACCGAAGAUACGGAUCCCUUCGUUCACUGGUGGGAGUGUUGUUUUUCGUUCAUAUUUCCCGUCACCCGCAGCUAAAGGUAAUAUCCACAAGGAACCGACAUUGACUUUGGAUUAAACGAUCCAGACAACAUGGUUUCCGCGGCAGGCAAGAUUUUCAUAUUGAUCCUUUUUCUUAUAGGAUUUCUUGUAUGGUAUAAAAAAUACAAGACAAGUCCAUGGUAUCUCAACAGGUUGUGGAAGACAAUGGACGACAAUUUAAGGAACACUAAGAUUCUGUUAUUCGCAAGCCUUCACCAAAUGAGGGAGAACCUAAACCGGGACCUACUCAUCCUCGAGGUGGGGUCCGGAGGGGGGACAAACUUCCGGUACUACCCUGACGGAACCAGAGUCGUUUGUCUCGACAUCAACGCUGAAUACUUUAAAUUUGUUGACGAUAAUCUUAGAUCUCAAAAUACUCAAGUACAUGUGAAAGAUUAUAUAUGUUGUAAUGUCGAAAACCUAAGCCAGUUUGCGGAUAAUGCCUUCGACGCCGUAGUUUCAACGUACGUCCUCAGCUCUGUACGCAAGUCAUCAAACGCUGUGGAGGAGAUUAGGAGAGUUCUCAACAAGGAAGGUGAAUUCUUCUUCCUCGAGAACGUGUUUGGAAAGAUAGGCGACAAGGCGAGAGUGGUCCAGCGUGUUCUGGCUCCCUUCUUCCCCUUCCUCUUCGACGGCAUAAAACUCCUUGUCAACACCGACGAGGUCAUCAACAGCGCAGGGUUCUCCAAGGUUGACUUCAAGCGGGUCGAGUUCGAACCCCCAAUAGCGCUCCUGUUUCCCCUCAGAUCGUCCAUUUGUGGAACGGCCACAAAGUGAAGUCGUUGAUGUAUGAGACGUCACGUUCCAUCACGUUACGUCAUUCGUGACCUACGUUCAUGUCAGCUCAAGAAGAAGACCUGGUGGUAAUUUCCCGUGCCAAGGUCAAGGUCGAGGUCAAGGUUGAAGACUGAGUUUGAUGAGUUUAAAUCCAGAUACGUGUUAGAAGGGCGACACUAUUUGGUGUUCAUAGUGAAUGUGUCUUCCUCCCCGUGUUUCCCCAUUUGAAGGAUCCCUGUGCGAGUAAACGAAUUUUCCACUCGACUGAGACAGGAUUAUGUUACGGAUACACACCCACCGCUCCAGUACUCCAUACAGCCUAUCAUAUUUCCUAUUGGAGUUUCUAUAGCAUAUAUGCUGCAGUGUAGUAGAGCUUUUGCUGUUGUGUCGUGCUAAUGAGAAGGAGUUUCAGCUAGCUUACUGUAGAAUGGCUGCUUGCAGUUCUUCUCAACACCAGAAUAUAUUUCUACUGACAUGUAUAUAUGUUCGUCUUUCAUCUAGGCUUGCUUCUAUGAAUCUGAGGCUCACGAAUUUUGAAGAUCGCAAAUGAAGACUAAUUAAAGGUGAUAUGGAUGAGUAUUAACUAGGCGCCAACAAAACAAACACUGCUGUAUUGAGUUUGAGUUAUUUUUUGUAGUUUUUGUGUUCAGGAGACUGCUGUAUUAACUGGAAUAAAUCCCAUGUUCAUCGGCA
Haliotis rubra (blacklip abalone) is the source of this 1850-nucleotide messenger RNA. Its product is annotated as thiol S-methyltransferase METTL7B-like. Lineage: Eukaryota; Metazoa; Mollusca; Gastropoda; Lepetellida; Haliotidae. Gene Ontology annotation, molecular function: S-adenosylmethionine-dependent methyltransferase activity. The coding region runs from base 432 to 1157 and encodes 241 amino acids. The record is from RefSeq and is a predicted model, not a curated record. The transcript is spliced from 2 exons.